Molecule: messenger RNA, 1743 nt
Organism: Aspergillus terreus NIH2624
Lineage: Eukaryota; Fungi; Ascomycota; Eurotiomycetes; Eurotiales; Aspergillaceae
Product: putative MFS transporter
Exons: 11
Coding region: 1-1743 (580 amino acids)
Biological process (GO): transmembrane transport
Cellular component (GO): membrane
Molecular function (GO): transmembrane transporter activity
Source: RefSeq, a predicted model, not a curated record
AUGUCGCUCGUCAUUGCUCGUCCGCAAAAGAAGGAUCGCCUCUCAUCGGGGCCUUCCACCUCAUCAACCGCCUUGUCGACAGAAAAAGCCACCGUGGUUGAAACGGAAAGACAGACCCCUCGAGCAGAUAGCCCGCCGCUCACCUGUGCGUCCGACGACCGUCGUUUCUGGUUCCAGCGCACCAAAGACUACAACCCCAAUGCUAUUGCAACGCAGCCGUCUGUGUUUGACGACCCUGAGCUUGCUGAGGAGUACCGGCCUCGAGCUGACUGGGAGAAUAUCCACCGAUUUGACCCAUCGGCACGCUGGACAUGGGCGGAAGAGCUCAAAGUCAUCCGGAAACUUGAUAUGCGCAUCAUGGUGCUGGCAUGCGUGAUGAUGAUAGCAUUAGAACUUGAUCGAUCCAACAUCCAGCAAGCGAAUGCCGACGAUUUCCUGACUGAUCUUGGCUUAUCUCGAGAUGACUACAACCUAGGAAACACGUUGUAUAGGCUGUGUUAUCUCCUCAGCGAGAUUCCCGCACAGUGUAUCGGCAAGUACAUGGGAGCAGAUAGGUGGAUCCCGCUGCAAAUGACAUGUUGGUCGGUCGUCGCAUGCUGUCAGUUCUGGCUCCAGGGCAGAGGGUCCUUUCUGGCCUGUCGCGCUCUGAUAGGCAUCCUGUCGGGGGGCUUUACACCAACAAUGAUCCUGUAUCUUUCCAAUUUCUACAAACAUCACGAGCUCUCCCUCCGCCUCGGCUUCUGGUAUUCAGGCAUGUCACUCGCAGACAUCGUGGCAGGUUUCCUCGCAUUCGGAGUCCUACACAUGCGCGGCUAUGACGGCAAGGCCGGCUGGCGCUGGCUCUUCUUGAUUGAGGGAGCCUUCACUCUAGCAAUUGGCCUUGUCGCCUUUCUCGUUCUACCCCCUUCGGUCACUCAGACGGCUCAUUGGGCCCGGGGGAGAAAGGGGUGGUUCACCGAGAGAGAGGAAAUCAUCUUGGUCAACCGGUUAAUCCGGGAAGACCCAAGCAAGGGCACGAUGCAUAACCGUCAGCCAUUCACCGCCAGGCUGGUAUGGCAGGGUGUCAAGGACUAUGACUUGUGGUGUCUGUACGCUAUCGGAAUCAUGUUUCUGAUGCCUUGGACGACUGUAUCGCAAUACUUCACCUUGUUCAUGCGCGAUUUUGGGUUCGAACCCUACAAGACUGUCCUGCUGGCCAUCCCAUACAACGCUAUGCAAGUUGUGACUCGCAUCAUCCUGACCUACACCAGCGAGAUACUGGGGACCCUUGCAUGGACGGGUGCCGCAGCGCAACUCUGGCUCCUACCGAUGCUUCUUUACAUGAACAUAGUGGACUUCAGUCAGGCGACAAAAUGGACUGCCUGGACAGUGCUGACCAUGCUUCUCGCAUUCCCAAGCGCACAUGCUCUUCAGGCGGGCUGGGUCUCGCGCAAUUCCAAUAGUGUGCGAUCUCGGGCGAUUGCAGCAGCUAUGUACAACAUGUGCACGCAGUUGUCUGCGAUUGUUGCCUCCAACAUUUAUCAAGAUUCGGAUGCACCUCGCUAUGUCCACGGAAACCGAGUUCUCCUGGCUCUCGUGUGCACCAAUAUCGCCAUCUACGUUGCCACAAAAGCGUACUAUAUGCUGCGGAACCGACGGCGGGACCGGACGUGGCAGGCGAUGACGGAAGAGCAGCGGAUGGAAUAUAUCGCGACUACCAAGGAAGAGGGAAAUCACCGGUUGGAUUUCCGAUUUGCACAUUGA